Molecule: messenger RNA, 617 nt
Organism: Manduca sexta (tobacco hornworm)
Lineage: Eukaryota; Metazoa; Arthropoda; Insecta; Lepidoptera; Sphingidae
Product: probable salivary secreted peptide
Exons: 3
Coding region: 115-471 (118 amino acids)
Source: RefSeq, a predicted model, not a curated record
ACACAAUCUUAUCUUAACUGAAACCGUUCCACUAUAUAUUGUUUCAGAUAUGUAAGGUGUUUAUCAUAAUUCAGUGCUUACUUCACUGCGCAGACGUAAACAAUUGCAAUAAAGAUGAAAACCCUGAUCUUCUUGGUGCUCGCGGUUCUUGGAGCCAACGCUGCCGUGGUGAAGGCGCCCGCUGCGAGGUCCAACCUCAACAUUGGAUACAUCGUUCCUGGAGACAGGCUUUUGCAUAGAUCUUACGUCUACCGCCCCGCUAUGGCCAACUCAAUGCAGUCUGAAAAUGUUUCCUACUACGGCAACCGUACCACAAGGAUCAGUGCAGUCCAGGCGCAAGAAGUAGGAGCCAGCCAGUACGCGUCCGCUUGGAUAAUCUCUGGAGGCAUUGGCCAGAACAAUGUCACUGUCAGAUUCCAAUCCGCGGUUGGAAGAGGUUACUACUACCUCCUUAGCGUUUGGGGCCGCUAAAAAGCAUUCGAUUUUCAAAAAUGUUAGACCGCUUGAGUUUGAUGACUGGCUAGUAUAAAUAUAAUUAUGACGAUUUUCCAAAAUGACGCAAGGCAACGGAUUGACAAUCUCUGUCGAUUGGUUUAUAAAUAAAUUUCUUUAAGUAA